GCUGGCUACAUACAUUCUUGAUGAGCAGACCAUCUUUACAACCGGUGUCCUGAUUUAAUUAAACAAUAGGUAUGUGAAUACAUGGAUGAUACAUAGUUAACGUUCAUUAAUGCAUAUAGAGAGUAUUAUAGACAUGUCUUUACAAAACUGCAAGAUGUAUUCAAAAUAAAAUGUUUUCAAUGUUAUUGAAAUGAAAGCUACAUUUAAACCAUUGAAAUGAAAUGGGGGACAUUUUAAUCGAGUGUUUUUUUGGUUGGCUGUCUACGUUCUCGAUCAGUACCAGUCCAGGAUAUAACAAACCGCCGCACUUUAUUAGCUCUUCAUUCAAAGUAAACAGAACUUAACAUUCAACUUACAAUUUCAUUGUGUAUCGUGUAAUACAACUGGAAUAAAGUAUGGAGUUAAAACAAAACAUAUAUAUCUUCAUAUUGACUUGUACUCUGACUGUCGCUUUAACGUUUGAGCUAACGAUCCUUCACACAAACGACGUUCACGCGAGAUUUGACGAACUUAACAAAUACGGAUCCGACUGCAGCAAUGAGGAUGCACAAUCCGGCGCGUGUUUCGGGGGCGUUGCUAGGAGACAUACGAAGGUUAAAGAGAUAAAUGGAAGCCAUGAAAACGUGUUGUUCCUGGACGCGGGGGAUCAAUUUACGGGAACGCCGUGGUUCACCGUACACAGAGGCCAGGCAACAGCCCAUUUCAUGAAUCUGCUGGAUUAUGACGUCAUGUGUUUGGGGAACCACGAAUUUGACCUUAAACCGGAAGGACUCGCGCCGUUCCUUGGCAACCUAUCUCUUCGUGUCAUCAGUGCCAAUGUUGACGUCAGCGAGGAGCCCCUACUACGGGACAAAGUGGUGAAGUCCGUGGUAAAGACGGUCGGGGGUGAGCAGAUUGGCAUUGUGGGAUACACCACCCAGGAUACGGCAUUUAUCUCCAGACCAGGUCCAAGUGUGGGGUUUGAUGACGUGGAGACGGCGGUUAAGGCGGAGGUGGACCGGCUUCGGCAGGAAGGGGUCAACAAAAUUAUCGCCCUUGGUCACGCUGGAUUCCAGAUGGACAAGCGGGUCGCCGCCAUUUCCGGUGUGGACGUCGUGGUCGGCGGACACACGGACACCUUCCUCUACACAGGAACUCCGCCCUCGCGCGAGACGCCAGAAGGGCCUUACCCGGUGGUGGUGAACCAGAUGGACGGUGGCCAGGCACUUGUUGUGCAAGCGUUCACGUUUGGCAAGUACCUCGGAUACCUCAACGUCACGUUCGACGUCUCCGGCAAAGUCAUCGAUUAUGCCGGCAACCCGAUUCUCCUAGACGCAAGCGUCGAACAGGACGCGGUGAUGCUGAGCGAGCUAUCUACGUGGCGGGAGCCGGUGAUCGCCCUGCAGACUCGCGUUAUUGGGUCUUCCAAGACUCUGCUGGACGGACAGAGGGACCACUGCCGCCUUAGAGAAUGCAACCUCGGUAACAUGGUAGCGGACGGAAUGGUGGAUUACUUUGCGCGCCUGGACGUGAACGGAAGUCACUGGUCACCCGCCGCCAUCGCUAUCGUCAACAGUGGUGGAGUGCGCGUUCCUGUUCCAAAAGGAGUUUUGACCGCUGGAGAUGCAAACUCCAUUCUUCCGUUCCGGAACGAAGUGGACCUUGUGCGCGUGCGCGGUAGCGACUUCCGGAAGCAGCUGGAGCACUCCGUGGAGGAGUACAGCCCGUCGGCCGACCCAAGCGGCGGUUUCCUGCAGUUUUCAGGAGUCCGAGUAAGGUACAACGUCAACAAGCCGGCCGGCCAGCGCGUAGUUAGCGUUGACGUCAGAUGCCGAGACUGUGACGUCCCGACCUACUCCCCUCUGAAGAACGAUGACAUUUACAGCGUGUUGAUGUCAAACUUCAUAAUCGACGGCGGGGACGGCUUCUCAUUUCAGCCUAUUGACCGUGUCCUUUACAGUGUCCUUGACGUGGACAUUCUGACGGCGUACAUAGAGAACCACAGCCCGGUGUGGGCGGAAGAGGAGGGCCGAAUCACAUUCCAAACGGCAGACUUCACUUCUAGCGGGACAUCUGGACACCCGGCUGCGGGCGCCAUCGCCAUUUUCACCGUCAUAACUUUACUCAUGAACUAUUUUCAUUAACUUUAAAAGUGUAUAUCACUAUUCCGUCAUUUGAUAGCACAGCACUAUUUCUUUUCGUUAUCAUUGUGUGGAGUGUUAGCUGCUGCAAAAUCAUGUAUGCAGUGUCGACGUUGAAUUCUACAAAUGCAACAAAUAUAUUUGUCAGUGGUAGAAAUUUGGCUAUUUAUGCCAAAACGAAGCGAAACAACAGGCAAGAAAGAAAAUGACAUUUGUAUAAGUUGAAUAUUGUUUGUGCUGUAUGUUGUGCUACCUCCAUUACUCCUUUCUCAGGUCAGGUGAAUGUUGGUGAAACCAAUGUUACUGCCGUCUACCAUUCAUUUUAUUGAUGUUUUCUAAAUAAAACUUUUAACACUUAAA
Molecule: messenger RNA, 2480 nt
Organism: Mya arenaria
Lineage: Eukaryota; Metazoa; Mollusca; Bivalvia; Myida; Myidae
Product: snake venom 5'-nucleotidase-like
Exons: 9
Coding region: 396-2123 (575 amino acids)
Biological process (GO): nucleotide catabolic process
Molecular function (GO): hydrolase activity, acting on ester bonds; metal ion binding; nucleotide binding
Source: RefSeq, a predicted model, not a curated record